CGAGGUUGUAUAGAAUUCAGCUCGGCAAACCGAGUAGCUUUGCACCAUCUUUAGCACUGACUAUCGGCAAACAGAUCAUCAAAUAUCAAACAUGAAUUAGCUAAAAGUUCCUCCCUGCAAUGGAGCUUCUCCCAGCACUUGACGCUCAAGAGAGGCCAAAGGAAGGAAUAUGGUAUUCCCUAAUACCUAGCGGAAGUUCGCCGGGGGUUAGCGUGGGACACACCUGCACCUUCUGUCCUUGCGAGGAUGGAAGUAAUGGAAAGGUCCUCAUUGUUGGGGGAGCCAAUCCUUGUGGAAGCUUCUCGCGAACACACGCCAUAAAUAUGGAUUAUCUCGAGUGGGACAUUUUGGAGUGGAAGGGUCUGGCGCCUCGAUAUGAACAUUGCGCUUUUGUGCCACAGAGCCACCCACAGAGCUUGUGGGUGUUUGGGGGAGCCGAACAGACUGGCAACCGCAACUGCAUGCAGAAAAUACAAGUAGCAGAGAGCAAAGCCCACUGGGAAGACAUUGCAACAAAAGGAGAACCGCCCAGUCCAAGAACGUACCACACCAACUCCGCCUGCUUGGGUAAUGUGUUAUAUGUGUUCGCCGGUGGGGAAGCAGGAGCGUCGCCCGUCUCGGACAACAAACUCCACGUCUUCGAUACCGUGUCUUCCACUUGGACUCAACCAGAAACGUACGGCACACAGCCGGCAGCCAGGCAUGGACACGUUACCGUUGCAGCUGGCUCCAAAAUCUACGUUCACGGAGGAAUGGCAGGGGACGAGUUGUACGAUGAUAUGUACUCUCUUGAUACAAGUAACAUGACAUGGGAGAUGGUGCGGCCUAAAGGAGACAUCCCACCGGCAGUAGCAGCCCACUCAGCCAUGGCACUGGGUAACAAAAUUCACAUCUUUGGUGGAAUGACAGCAGUUGGAGCCAGCAAUGCUAUGUACAGAUUCAACACAGAACAAAACUCAUGGACUCUGAUGAAGUUUGAGGGAUAUUUGCCAUCUACCCGCCUAGACCACUGCAUGUGUUUACUGCCGUGGAAGGUGGACACUGGUGGCAGUGGGGAGCAAACAGCAUAUGCUCCAGCAAUAGCUCCAUUCUCAGCUCUUACCCCAGCUAAACUUCCAGCUCAAGUAAAACUUCCAGCCUCAGAAACCGCCUCAAUUCCUCCGUUUCCAUCAACAAAUUCAGAAACCGCUCCAGUUCCAACACAACUUCCAGCCUCAGAAACAGCUAUAGCUCCAACCGCAACCCCGGAAAAAGCUCUAGCCUCAGAUCCAACCCAAGAAAAAGCAUCAAUUCCAAACCUAGCAGAAGGUCCACUUCAAACCCCAGCCUCGACUCAAACCUCGCCAAUGCCUCUGUUUCCGUCAAACGCUUCAGCAGGGACAGUAAAUUCAGAAACCGCUCUGACUCCUGCAAACGCUCCAGCCUUAACUCAAACCUCAGCAUUUGUUGAUGUUCCAUCAGCAACUCCAGCGGGGAUAGUAAAUUUGGCUUUUGUAUUCGGUGGGAUGGACACACAGGGCAUCAUACACAAUGACUGUGUUGUAACCGUUGUUACAUGAUGGACUAAGACAUUUACACAACAACUGCACUUUUUUUUAAAUUUUGUCCAUCAUUCUCAAUCUGUAUGUAAGACAGGAACACAUGUUUUUUUUCCAUGCGUUUUAACUCAUAAAUAAACGCUAGCAAGAGUCAGCUAACAA
This is a messenger RNA of Nerophis lumbriciformis (worm pipefish), 1700 nucleotides long. RefSeq names its product Rab9 effector protein with kelch motifs (gene rabepk). NCBI's taxonomy places the organism in Eukaryota, Metazoa, Chordata, Actinopteri, Syngnathiformes, Syngnathidae. Gene Ontology annotation, molecular function: protein binding. The record is from RefSeq and is a predicted model, not a curated record.